Messenger RNA from Hypanus sabinus (Atlantic stingray), 10554 nucleotides. RefSeq names its product neurobeachin a (gene nbeaa). Lineage: Eukaryota; Metazoa; Chordata; Chondrichthyes; Myliobatiformes; Dasyatidae. Gene Ontology annotation, cellular component: membrane; cytosol. The coding region runs from base 289 to 9129 and encodes 2946 amino acids. The record is from RefSeq and is a predicted model, not a curated record. The transcript is spliced from 59 exons. Gene Ontology annotation, biological process: intracellular protein localization. Gene Ontology annotation, molecular function: protein kinase binding.
GAUGGCGGAGAAAGUGCUCGGAGAGUCGGUGGCAGCAGUGAGCAGUGGCCAAACAGAACUGAAUCAAUCCGUAUAAAAAUAUAAGGGAAGGUAGCAAAAAAUAGAGAAACAGAUACGUCCUGUAAUUAUUAAAGGGACUGUCUAAUUAUUGUUUUCCCAUCAAUUUUUCCCCCCUUUGGUGUGGGUUGAAUUGUGCUGAGCUUUUUUUUCCAGAAUAUUCUGCCCCCAUCAUUUGUGUGACGGCGGUGCCGGUGAAUGUGAGAAGCAGAAUCGCUCGGGUCGGAGGACAUGGCGAGCGACAAGCCGGCGCAGCCGGUAAACGCACAGCCUGCGGCUGCGGUUGGAGCGGGAGGCGGCGGUCUGGAGCUCGAUCCCAAGCUGCAGCUACAGCCACAGCCAGCGGCGGCGGAGAUGGUGGGUUCGAUGGUGUCCAUCUCCGGAAUUAACCCGUCGGUGCCCAUCAGGAAUAUAAAGAUGAAAUUCGCCGUUGUCAUCGGUCUGAUCCAAGUCGGGGAGGUCAGCAACAGGGACAUCGUAGAAACUGUGCUCAACCUGCUGGUUGGUGGAGAGUUUGAUUUGGAAAUUAACUUCAUUAUUCAGGAUGCAGAAAGUAUAACAUGCAUGAUUGAACUUCUUGAACACUGUGAUGUCACCUGCCAAGCAGAGAUUUGGAGUAUGUUCACAGCUAUACUACGCAAGAGUGUACGGAACCUGCAAGCAAGCACGGAGGUUGGCCUUAUUGAGCAAGUACUGAUAAAGAUGAGCAAAGUGGAUGACAUGAUAGCAGAUCUGCUGGUUGACAUGUUGGGUGUUCUAGCCAGUUACAGUAUCACUGUCAAGGAACUCAAACUGCUUUUCAGCAUGCUUCGUGGAGAAAAUGGAUUCUGGCCAAGACAUGCAGUUAAAUUGCUGUCAAUUCUGAAUCAAAUGCCACAAAGACAAGGCCCGGAUACUUUUUUCAACUUCCCUGGACGGAGUGCAGCAGCCAUUGCUUUGCCUCCUAUUGCUAAGUGGCCUUAUCAGAAUGGCUUUACCUUAAAUACCUGGUUUCGCAUGGAUCCAUUAAAUAAUAUAAACGUGGACAAGGACAAGCCAUAUCUCUAUUGUUUUCGAACAAGCAAAGGAGUUGGCUAUUCGGCACAUUUUGUGGGAAACUGUUUGAUAGUGACAUCAUUGAAAUCAAAAGGAAAAGGCUUCCAGCAUUGUGUUAAGUAUGAUUUUCAACCUAGAAAGUGGUAUAUGAUUAGCAUUGUGCACAUCUACAAUCGUUGGCGGAAUAGUGAGAUCCGUUGUUAUGUCAAUGGUCAGCUAGUUUCCUACGGAGAUAUGGCUUGGCAUGUCAACACUAAUGAUAGCUUUGACAAAUGCUUUCUAGGAUCUUCAGAAACUGCAGAUGCAAAUAGAGUAUUUUGUGGUCAACUUGGAGCAGUCUAUGUAUUUACAGAAGCACUUAACCCAGCACAAAUAUUUGCAAUACAUCAGUUGGGACCUGGAUACAAGAGUACUUUUAAAUUUAAGUCUGAGAGUGACAUCCAUCUUGCUGAACAUCACAAGCAAGUAUUGUAUGACGGGAAGUUGGCCAACAGUAUUGCUUUCACAUAUAAUGCCAAAGCAACCGAUGCACAGCUUUGUCUUGAAUCAUCACCAAAGGAAAACCCUUCAAUUUUUGUACAUUCUCCACAUGCACUAAUGUUGCAGGAUGUCAAAGCAAUUGUGACACAUUCAAUCCACAGUGCAAUCCAUUCUGUUGGUGGGAUUCAAGUUCUUUUCCCACUUUUUGCACAGUUGGACUGUCAUCAGCCAAAUGACACUCAAAUAGAGACUACGGUUUGUGCAACCCUUUUGGCAUUUCUGGUUGACCUGCUGAAGAGCUCAGUUGCCAUGCAAGAGCAAAUGUUGGGAGGGAAAGGAUUCUUGGUAAUUGGUUACCUGUUGGAAAAGUCAUCCAGAGUCCACAUAACACGUGCUGUUCUUGAACAAUUUUUAUCCUUUGCUAAAUAUCUGGAUGGUUUGACUCAUGGAGCACCCUUAUUAAAGCAGUUGUGUGAUCAUAUUCUGUUUAAUCCUGCUAUCUGGAUUCAUACUCCUGCAAAGGUACAGCUUUCACUAUAUACUUAUUUGUCUGCUGAAUUCAUUGGUACGGCUACUAUCUACAGUACUAUCCGUAGAGUAGGCACUGUACUGCAGCUAAUGCAUACUCUCAAAUAUUACUACUGGGUAAUUAAUCCAUCUGAUUGCAGUGGUAUAUCUUCCAAAGGCCAAGAUGGUCCUCGUCCAUCGCAGAAAGAAAUUAUUUCAUUACGAGCUUUUAUGCUGCUAUUUUUGAAGCAAUUAAUUUUGAAGGAUCGUGGUGUGAAGGAAGAUGAACUUCAGAGUAUUCUUAACUACCUUUUGACUAUGCAUGAGGAUGAAAAUAUUCAUGAUGUUCUGCAACUGCUAGUUGCAUUGAUGUCAGAGCACCCUGCAUCCAUGAUCCCUGCUUUUGAUCAGCGAAAUGGAAUACGGGUUAUUUACAAAUUGCUGGCCUCCAAAAGUGAAAGUAUCAGAGUUCAAGCUCUAAAAGUUCUGGGAUACUUCCUCAAGCACCUAGGCCACAAAAGGAAAGUGGAAAUCAUGCACACGCAUAGUCUAUUUACUUUGCUUGGAGAAAGGCUAAUGCUCCACACCAAUACUCUUACUGUAACAACAUACAACACACUGUAUGAGAUUUUAACUGAACAGGUGUGCACUCAAGUUGUUCACAAGCCUCAUCUGGAACCAGACUCAACUGUAAAAAUUCAAAAUCCAAUGAUUCUCAAGGUAGUUGCUACUUUGUUGAAGAAUUCGACACCAAGCAAUGAACUAAUGGAAGUUAGGCGACUGUUUUUAUCAGAUAUGAUAAAACUGUUUAGUAAUAGCCGGGAAAAUAGAAGAUGCCUUUUGCAGUGUUCAGUUUGGCAAGACUGGAUGUUCUCUCUUGGAUAUAUAAAUCCAAAAUGCUCAGAUGAACAGAAAAUUUCAGAGAUGGUGUACAACAUUUUCCGUAUCCUUCUAUACCAUGCAAUUAAAUAUGAGUGGGGAGGUUGGCGUGUUUGGGUUGAUACACUCUCCAUAGCACAUUCCAAGGUCACUUAUGAAGCUCACAAAGAAUAUUUGGCCAAGAUGUAUGAAGAAUAUCAAAGACAAGAAGAAGAAAACAUCAAAAAAGGGAAAAAGGGAAAUGUCAGUACAAUCUCUGGUCUUUCAUCUCAAGCAGUUGGAUCUAAAGGAGGCAUAGAAAUCAGGGAAAUUGAAGAUGUUUGCCAGACGCAGAGCCCAGAGAGCGAAACAGACUAUCCUGUCAGCACAGAUUCUAAAAAUCUCUUGGUUGAAGCAAGAGUAUCUGGUAAUGGAGCAGGUGGUCCAGACAGACCCACAACUGGAGUACAUGUGGAGGUUCAUGAUCUCUUGGUGGAUAUCAAAGCUGAAAAGGUAGAUGCCACUGAAGUAAAGCUUGAUGAUCUGGAUCUGUCACCUGAGACAUUGGUAGCUGCAGAGAGCUGUAAUCUGGUAGAAGUAGAAUCACUGCUGGACAAUGUGUAUACCUCUGCUGUUGAGAAACUUCAGAGCAAUAUUGGUAGCAGCUCCAUGACACAACAAAGGGAACAAAGGGACAGUGGUCCUUUGAUAUCUUUAGUAGAUGAAAAAGAUGAUGAGUCAAUUAAUUGUACCUCAUUUACUUUUGAUAAAGCAACAAACCAUCAAGAAAAGCUUUUGGCUGACCUGCCCCCUGCUGACAAUCUUUCCCUUGCAAAUGUAACAGAGAACCAAAUACAUACCAGCGCUAGUGAUGACCUGGGGCUAUUGGCUCAUAUGACUAGUAAUUCAGACAAUACUAGUCCAAAACCUAUAACUGAGGAUAAGAAUUUUAAAAUCUCAACAAAUUUGGAAGAAAUGUGUAUUCUGACUGAAUCAGAAGGAAUUGUUCCAAAAGUUUAUGCUGAAAUGAUUGGUACACCGAUUGAUUCGGAACUGUCUUUGAAAAAGUCUGUGGGUAAUUUAGAUGCUUCUAGCACAAUAUCUGAUACUGACAGAUCAGAUGAUGGAAAAGAAACAGGAAAGGAAAUAAAGAAGAUUCAAACCACUGCUACAACCCAAGCUGUUCAAGGACGAGGAAGUGGAUCCCAAGAAAGAGAUCUGCGUGUUGAUCUGGGUUUUCGAGGAAUGCCAAUGACUGAGGAACAGCGCCGGCAGUUUAGUCCAGGGCCACGCACCACUAUGUUUCGCAUCCCUGAAUUUAAAUGGUCUACGAUGCAUCAACGCCUAUUGACAGAUCUGCUCUUUGCAUUGGAAACGGAUGUACACGUUUGGCGGAGUCAUACUUCAAAGUCGGUGAUGGAUUUUGUGAAUAGCAAUGAGAAUAUUAUUUUUGUGCACAAUACAAUUCACCUCAUUUCCCAGAUGGUGGACAACAUCAUCAUUGCUUGUGGUGGAAUUUUGCCUUUGUUAUCAGCAGCCACAUCCCCCACGGGUUCCAAGACCAAUACUAUGGAUUCCAGAGCCCCUGUGGACAAUGGGAGACUUCACAGCCCUGGUAAAUCACUUACCGAACUUGAAAACAUCGAGGCAACCCAAGGCAUGUCAACAGAGACAGCAGUAACAUUUUUAAAUAGGCUAAUGGCCAUGGUUGAUGUGUUGGUUUUCUCAAGCUCACUCAAUUUCAGUGAGAUUGAAGCAGAAAAGAAUAUGUCAUCAGGAGGCUUAAUGCGUCAGUGCCUGAGGCUUGUUUGCUGUGUUGCUGUCAGAAAUUGUCUUGAAUGUCGACAGAGACAAAGGGACAGGGUGUCUAAAACUUCACUAGCUAACAGUAAGAUUCAAGAAAAUCUUCAAAGUGUAACUGGAUCUAAUACAUCCAAGACUGCAGUCGAAAGUGUCACUGGCAACCUUUCUCCAAUUAAAGAUCCUGAUCGAUUACUGCAAGAUGUGGACAUUAAUCGUUUGCGGGCUGUUGUCUUUCGUGAUGUGGAUGACAGUAAACAAGCCCAGUUUUUGGCUUUGGCUGUUGUAUACUUUAUCUCUGUGCUCAUGGUCUCAAAAUACAGAGACAUACUGGAACCACAGCGUGAAAUUGCAAGGUCUGGAAGUCAGACAAGUCGGAAUAUUCGGCAGGAAAUAAAUUCACCAACAAGUACAGAGAAUCCUGUUACUUUUCCUGAGAACAGCAAAGAUAAAGAAAUUCUGACACCAAUUGAAGAUAUGCAGAUUGAUAGCUGUAUUCCACAUAGUGAUUCGGGCAUUGGAGAAGAACAAAUAGCUGGUCUUAUGAAUGGCUCUGAUUUGGAAAUAAUUACUAGAUCAGAUGCAAUGAGUGAACUUCUAUCUUCCUUGUCCUCUGAAGUAAAGAGAUCGCACGAAAGUUUAGCUGAUGCUCAAAUUGAAGUGCUAAAGCCCUCCUCAUCCAUAUCAAGUGUAAGCCAAGGAAAAGGAAUGAAUGUAAAGGAGAUUUUAAAAAGUCUAGUUGCAGCACCCAUGGAAGAUGCAGAAUCCGGUCCUGAACCUGUAUUGUAUCCUGAUCCUACAGUGAAAAGAGAAGCGCAACCUAUUCUUCCAAUGCAGUUUCAUUCCUUUGACAGGAGCGUUGUUGUUCCAGUAAAGAAACCUCCACCAGGAAGCCUGGCCAUCAAUACAGUUGGUGGUUCUAGCUCUGCUAGUCUUGUCACUGGGAGUGCAACGAAUAUAAUUUCUCCUGCAGCAGCCACACCAAAAAGUAUGAUAAAUACUACAGGUGCUGCAGAGGCUGCUUCCACUUCUUCCUCCUCUUCCUCUUCCAGCUUUGUGAAUGGUGCUACCAGCAAGAAUCUUCCAGCAGUGCAGACUGUUGCUCCAAUGCCAGAAGAUUCAGCUGAGAAUUUGAGCAUCACAGCAAAACUAGAACGGGCCCUUGAAAAGGUUGCUCCACUGUUACGUGAGAUCUUUGUGGAUUUUGCUCCAUUUCUUUCAAGAACUCUCCUGGGCAGCCAUGGCCAAGAGUUGUUGAUCGAAGGCCUGGUGUGUAUGAAGUCUAGUACCUCUGUUGUAGAACUGGUUAUGUUACUAUGUUCACAGGAAUGGCAGAAUUCUAUUCAGAAGAAUGCAGGACUGGCCUUUAUUGAACUCAUUAAUGAAGGAAGAUUGUUGUGCCAUGCAAUGAAGGACCACAUCGUUAGAGUGGCGAAUGAGGCAGAGUUCAUUCUGAACAGACAGAGAGCAGAAGAUGUACAUAAGCAUGCUGAAUUUGAGUCCCAAUGUGCUCAAUAUACAGCAGAUAGAAAAGAGGAGGAAAAGAUGUGUGACCAUCUCAUUAGUGCUGCAAAGCACCGUGAUCAUGUUACAGCUAAUCAAUUAAAGCAAAAAAUUCUCAACAUUCUUACAAACAAGCAUGGUGCUUGGGGCACUAUUUCUCAGAGUCAGCAACAUGAUUUUUGGCGCCUAGACUACUGGGAAGAUGACUUGCGUCGUAGGCGCAGGUUCAUACGCAAUCCCUUUGGAUCCAUACAUCCUGAAGUCCUAUUGAAAUCUGCAGAAGACUAUGUUGCAGAUGAGGACAUUAUAAAGUCGAAGAAAACUUUCCGGGCCCAGACAGUUGUAAAUCAAAAUACGGAGACCGAGUUAAUGUUAGAAGGAGAUGACGAUACGGUCAGCCUACUGCAGGAGAAAGAGAUCGACAAUUUAGCAGGCCCUGUUGUCUUAAGUACUCCCGCUCAGUUAAUAGCACCAGUCGUAGUUGCUAAAGGAACCUUGUCCAUCACUACCACAGAAAUUUAUUUCGAAGUCGACGAAGAUGAUCAUGGCUUUAAAAAAAUCGACCCAAAGGUCCUUGCUUACACAGAAGGUUUACAUGGAAAAUGGAUGUUCAGCGAAAUACGAGCUGUUUUUUCACGGCGCCAUCUCCUCCAGAACACAGCUUUGGAAGUCUUCAUGGCCAACAGAACAUCUGUUAUGUUUAACUUCCCAGACCAAGCUACAGUGAAGAAGGCUGUAUAUAGUUUACCUCGUGUUGGAGUUGGCACCAGUUACGGUUUACCACAGGCCAGGAGAAUAUCAUUGGCCAGCCCUCGUCAGCUUUUUAAAUCAUCCAACAUGACACAGCGCUGGCAAAGGCGGGAAAUUUCAAACUUUGAAUACUUGAUGUUCCUUAACACCGUAGCAGGACGGACAUACAAUGAUUUAAACCAGUACCCAGUGUUUCCUUGGGUUAUUACGAACUAUGAGUCUGAAGAGCUGGACUUGACCCUACCAGGCAACUUCCGGGACCUUUCAAAGCCUAUUGGAUCUUUGAACCCAAAGCGUGCUGUCUUCUAUGCUGAACGCUAUGAGACAUGGGAGGAUGAUCAAGUUCCACCGUAUCAUUACAAUACCCAUUAUUCCACAGCUACUUCCACAUUAGCUUGGCUUGUCAGAAUUGAGCCAUUUACCACAUUUUUCCUUAAUGCAAAUGAAGGAAAAUUUGAUUAUCCAGAGCGAACAUUUUCUUCUGUAGCAAAAUCAUGGAGGAACUGUCAAAGAGACACUUCAGAUGUGAAGGAGCUAAUUCCAGAAUUCUACUAUUUACCUGAAAUGUUUGUGAACAGUAAUAAUUACAAUCUUGGCAUCCGAGAGGAUGGAACAGUUGUUUCUGAUGUUGAACUUCCAACAUGGGCAAAGAAGCCAGAGGAUUUUGUUCGUAUUAACAGAAUGGCCCUUGAAAGUGAAUUUGUUUCUUGCCAACUGCAUCAGUGGAUUGACCUUAUUUUUGGAUACAAACAGCGAGGCCCAGAGGCAGUGCGUGCUCUCAAUGUUUUCCACUACCUGACAUAUGAGGGGUCUGUGAAUCUAGAUAGUAUCACAGAUUCAAGUCUCAGAGAGAUCUCUGAAUCUUAUUUCAUUAAAGAUCCUUAUACCUUUCUCCUUACAUCAGAAUUUGUAAAGGCCAUGGAGGUACACAUACAGAACCUUGGACAAAUGCCAUCUCAGUUGCUUAUUGAGCCACAUCCACCCCGAAGCUCUGCCAUGCACUUGUGUUUCCUUCCACAGAGCCCACUCAUGUUUAAGGAUCAGAUGCAGCAAGAUGUUAUAAUGGUGCUAAAAUUUCCAUCCAACUCCCCUGUUACCCAUGUGGCAGCUAACACGCUGCCUCACCUAAGCACCCCUGCUGUGGUCACUGUGACCUGUAGCAGGCUGUUUGCUGUGAAUAGGUGGCAUAACACAGUAGGUCUUAGGGGAGCUCCAGGAUACUCUCUGGAACAGGCCCAUCAUUUGCCAAUUGAAAUGGAUCCAUUGAUUGCCAAUAACGCUGGUGUGAACAAAAGGCAAAUCACAGACCUUGUAGAUCAGAGCAUUCAGAUUAAUGCCCACUGCUUUGUUGUGACAGCAGAUAAUCGUUACAUACUUGUUUGUGGAUUCUGGGACAAAAGUUUUCGAGUGUACUCAACGGAAACAGGAAAAUUAACACAAAUCGUGUUUGGACACUGGGAUGUGGUUACAUGCUUGGCCAGAUCUGAAUCAUAUAUUGGUGGUGAUUGUUACAUUGUAUCAGGUUCUCGUGAUGCCACACUUCUGUUAUGGUACUGGAGUGGCCGACAUCACAUCAUUGGAGACAACCCUAACAAUAGUGAUUACCCUGCUCCCAGAGCUGUACUGACUGGUCAUGACCAUGAAGUAGUUUCUGUAUCUGUGUGUGCUGAACUGGGACUUGUCAUCAGUGGAGCCAAAGAAGGCCCAUGCCUGGUGCACACAAUUACAGGAGAUCUUCUAAGGGCUUUGGAGGGCCCAGAAAACUGUGUCUACCCACGACUUAUUUCUGUAUCCAGUGAAGGCCACUGCAUCAUCUACUAUGAAAGAGGAAGGUUCUGUAAUUUUAGCAUCAAUGGCAAACUGUUAGGGCAGAUGGAGACCAAUGACUCAACAAGAGCCUUACUUCUCAGCAGCGAUGGACAGAACCUGGUAACUGGCGGUGACAAUGGUGUUGUAGAAGUCUGGCAAGCCUGUGACUUCAAACAAUUAUAUAUUUACCCAGGUUGCGAUGCUGGCAUUAGGGCUAUGGACCUCUCUCACGAUCAAAGGACACUGAUAACAGGCAUGGCUUCAGGCAGUAUCGUAGCUUUUAACAUAGAUUUCAACCGGUGGCACUAUGAACAUCAGAACAGAUACUAAUCACAUGCUAAGGGAGGGUGAAGAAUGAUUGGCAGUUCCAGCUGAGAGCACAAGUGCUACAGUCAACAGCCCAGGUAUAGGUGUUGGAAUGUAAUACCCUCUGUUUUGCCCUCCAUUAUACAUUGCAUUACAUCCAGCAAUAGUUGUGCAUUGUAUUAUUUUCAUGUGAAAGCAAUCACAGUAAUUUUGUUUUCUUUCUUCACUGAUCACCAGCUUUAUCAAAGAAAUACCAUAUUAAUUUAUAAAUCAUUGAUGAAAGACAGAUGAUUAACAGUAUGUUGAAUAAUUAAUGUUACUAUCUAAUUUUAUUUACAAAAAUGUGUCAAGGACAAGUUACAGAACAUGUGCAGUUGUUCAAAUAAUUCAUGCUAAGAGAAGGCCAUUUAAAAAGAAAAACUACAUUUGUCUUUUCAGGUUGUAUCCAGCUAUGAAAGAAUACUUUUAUUAAGUAUUACUUUAAUAUCUUUGAUGGAAAUAAAAUACCCAAGGCAUAUGUUUCUGAGCCAUUGUACUCAAUCUGUUGAUCCAUCAUUUUAGACAUAAGCUAAAACUAAUCAAUCUUGAUAGAAAGUACUGGAUAUUUAUUGGCACCAUGAACAAAAUUAACUUGGCUAAUAAUUUUACAGUGUGGCAAUGAGAUCCACAUUCUGUACUGUGCUGACAAUUUACAAACACAGUUUGAUUUCUGUACCCUGUUAACAUUUAUUUCAUGAAGUAAAUAUUGUGAGAUCUUGGCUCUCUAGCUUAAAAUUACAUUUCCAGCUUUCCUAGUAAGCACGAGAAUAAAUGUACCAUGCAUUUGUUUCCAGAGCAAAAAUUUUACUGUAGUAAAGAUAUUUCUGGCAUAUAAUUCUAAUUAAAUACAUACACACGGGGAUUAAAAAUCACCUCAUCUUUUCUUUUCUUUUGUAUAAUUGGUGACUGUUUCGUCAGAAGUCAUAGAUGUACAUAUUAUGUUGGUAGGGCUAAGAGGCAUGUAACAGGAAUGUAGCUUUCUUGGAAAUUGCAGUCAUGCAGUUUAUUUAAGAAAGAAAUUGGAUUCUUUGUAUUAGCACUUUGCACCAGAAACAUCAUUAUUUAUUGCUGUGAUUAUUGAUUUAUCAUCCACACUGUAAUAGUAAAUUUUAGCACUGAACUCUUUACUUGCUGUUUGUAUUUAAACAAUUAAAACUAUGGAAAAAGUCUGACUGCGUAACUAUUAAGUUGUACAUCUCGUGUGAGCAAUAUUAUGAGUUUUUAGUCUAGAAUUGGGGGAGGGAAGCAAGCAUCUGGAAACCAAUUUCAUUUCAUCUGGAAAUCACAGUGAAAUAUUUUGGAUAUAAGAAAUCCUUGAGCUAUUGUAACGCUGUUUUAUGGCAAAGAUGUAAGAUAUGCCAGAUGUGUGUCAAUUGGAAAUUAAAAUUGAAGAAAAUAAAAUAUGCAAAG